AUGGCCAACUCGAUCACAUGGCUCACGACACACCAGCAGCCAUGGCUGGAUGCCUACCUCGAUGGCAAGCCAGACCAGGAUCAAGCGUACAAAGGUCUUCUUGGGUGGUGCCAAGCUUUUGCCCACCGAGACAACUUCUCCCAGCGGGUACCAUACGAGCCAAAGAAGACGCAGGCAAAGCAUAUCGAGUACGCCAAGUCGUUUUGGCCACAAUACGCCGAUUAUGACCCCGCCAACAUCAUCAACAUAGACGAAACAGGCCGGAAAUUGCCGCUAUACGACAUUGUCCAUGGCCAACUGGGCGGUCUGGUCGAACAGACCGAACUGCCAACGUAUCCGCGAGGAACCAUGUAUGCGGUGCAAGAAAACUAG
Aphanomyces astaci is the source of this 372-nucleotide messenger RNA. RefSeq lists its product as hypothetical. The transcript is spliced from 3 exons. Lineage: Eukaryota; Oomycota; Saprolegniomycetes; Saprolegniales; Verrucalvaceae. The record is from RefSeq and is a predicted model, not a curated record. The coding region runs from base 1 to 372 and encodes 123 amino acids.